AUGUCAUAACUUCUUAACAAGAUGGUAUCAUUUGCUGUUUCUAUGUGCCAAGUAUUAUUUCAUGAUAAUUUCAUGAGCAAAAUCUUAAGCAACGACAUCGUUUUAGUGCUCAGCAAUUACACCAACAAUGAAGCCCUGAAAAAUCUGAUUUAAUUGUACAUGUAAGGAGUCGAGUAUUAUAAGGAAUGCGAGGAUCGAGCACAUUAAUACUUCGAAAUAAAGUUGAAAAAUAUAUUUACGAACCCAUCAAUUUUGCAGCCUUCAGAAUAACCCAAACAAAGUACUCCUCCAGAAAAGAAAAAAAUUGAAGUCCCCACAAUAAAUGUAGUAUAGGCUUAAUAUUCAUUUAUGAACAAACCCCAGACUUCUAAAAAGCCAGAUAACAAUAUACUUUCUUUUAGCUUUCAAGAACCCGUGGUUGAUAAAUUUUUUUAAUGUGGCUCCACAAUCAACAAGAAUCAAAAUAGCUAAAGCUUUUGUAAGAUAAUAAAAAAUACAGAGAGCAGUCACAGUGACGAGGAAGAGGAGGAGGAGAACACUCAUUAAAAAAAUAUGAUAGAAUAAGAGAAGGAGGAGAAAAUUAAGGAGAUUCAAAAUUAGGUUAUCGAAGAAUAAAUCAUAAUUCAAACUGAAGGCAGGGCAAAAGAAAUAGCAAUCCAAUUCAAAAAGUAGGAGAGGCGAAUAUCAUAGCAAAUCGAAGCAGGAAUGAAUGCGCAAGAAUCCAGUAUUCAAAAGAGAAAGGAGAUGAGGAAGCUGCGGUCUUAAUUCUCAUUGCAUAACAUCAAUAAAACCCAGUCUACUCCAACGAUCAAACAAUUCGGGUAGCAUAAAACUCCAUAAGAUGAUCCUAAUUGUAUUCCCGAAGAAACAAAUGAGAUAGGCAGUGGCAAGUUGUCUUCGAAUAAGAAGCAUGUAGAAGUUAAUUAAUUUUAAUUUAAUGAUGAAUGUAAAUGA
Paramecium tetraurelia is the source of this 954-nucleotide messenger RNA. RefSeq lists its product as uncharacterized. The record is from RefSeq and is a predicted model, not a curated record. Lineage: Eukaryota; Ciliophora; Oligohymenophorea; Peniculida; Parameciidae. The transcript is spliced from 5 exons.